Messenger RNA from Danio aesculapii, 1172 nucleotides. It is a transcript of the gene tmem86b, whose product is annotated as transmembrane protein 86B. Gene Ontology annotation, cellular component: membrane. The transcript has 3 exons. Bases 127 to 876 code for a protein of 249 amino acids. Lineage: Eukaryota; Metazoa; Chordata; Actinopteri; Cypriniformes; Danionidae. The record is from RefSeq and is a predicted model, not a curated record.
UCCUGCCCCAGCCAAUGAAGCACACUGGCACACAUACAGUGGACAAAGGCAUUGCAGGUCUAUCAGCUGGAGGAAACAUCUGAAACGCUGCCUUUAUGAGCCUGUGAGAGAGCGCAGGCAAGAGAGAUGGACAUCCUGGAAACAAGUGCCUUCGACCGAAGACAACGCAGAAACACGUGGUGUGUUGUGCUGCUGUAUCUCCUCCCCUUCAUUGCAUCCUGCACGCUUUACUUCUACCUGUGGAUCCCAGAUUCGGCCCCAUCUCUUCUGGCCGCAGGCAUUAAAGCAGCCCCCAUCCUCUCACUGGUCCUUCUGGUGCUCAGUUAUAAUGGGGGGCGGAGUCUGGUGGGCGUGGCCGGAGGGCUGCUGCUGUCAGCAGGCGGAGACUGUUGCCUAAUUUGGCCUGAACUUUUUAUUCAUGGAAUGGGCUGUUUUGCUCUGGCCCACUUGCUUUACUCAGUGACCUUCCUGUCCUCUCGAUACUCAUCGACGUCUUCAUCUUUCUCCUUCCUCUUCCUCUACCUGGCGCUGUGGUUGUUCGGCAGCGGCAUCUAUGUUUACCUGAUGCCCUUCCUGCAGCUGGAUCCAGAAGCUGACGUCCUGGUUCCCGCCAUCGGAGGUUAUGUACUCCUCAUCGUCAUCAUGGCCACAAUGGCGGCUCGCACCCGCCGGCCGCUCAUCCUACUGGGCAGCUUGGUCUUCAUGGCCUCAGACCUCACCAUCGCGCUCACAAAAUUCAAUGUGGUCGAUACUGAAUACAAAAGGCACAUUAUUAUGGUCACGUAUUACCUGGCGCAGCUGAUGAUUGCGCUGGGAGACGUGAAGGCGGUGCUGGAGGAAAACGCGGAUGAUAUCCACAAGUGGAAGAGAUCUUAAUACUGAUGUGGACUCAAGACGUUGGUUUAAUAAACAAUACAGUGAAUGGGCUUCACUAAGAAGGGUGUAAAACCUUUUCAAAGUCUGUUUUGCAGAUGUGAAACUGGGAUGACUUUCCCAUGUGAAGAAAUGCUAUAGCCAUUUAUAGUAAAUUACUAGGCCUGCAGCGUUUAUGAACCAUACUUUAUUAACUGUGAAGUAUUAUUCAGUAUAGUACAACUACUUUUUAUGCUUCGGCCUACUGUAUUAACUAUAGUGAUCACUGAUAACUGUAAUAAAUACUUUUAAAUGCUUUA